Ctenocephalides felis (cat flea) is the source of this 1546-nucleotide messenger RNA. RefSeq names its product methanethiol oxidase. NCBI's taxonomy places the organism in Eukaryota, Metazoa, Arthropoda, Insecta, Siphonaptera, Pulicidae. Gene Ontology annotation, molecular function: selenium binding. The coding region runs from base 107 to 1540 and encodes 477 amino acids. The transcript is spliced from 9 exons. The record is from RefSeq and is a predicted model, not a curated record.
CUCAGUUUUGUAUAUGAAACGUGCUAUGUAUAUAUCACAUCAAACAAUAAAAUCAGUAUUUGCCGCAGAUUGAAUCCAAUCAUUCAGUUACCAAUAAACUUCAGCCAUGGCAGGAGAAUGUUGCACAAAUGGACCGGGAUACGCCUCACCCUUAGAGGCUAUGAAAGGGCCCAAGGAAAAAUUAUUAUAUGUAGUUUGUGUUCAACCAAAUAAAGAUCAUGAACAAGGUGACUAUUUGGCUACUAUAGAUGUGGACCCAGAGAGCCAAACUUAUCAACAGGUAAUACACCGCACUUUCACAAAUAACAAAGAUGAUGAGUUGCACCACAGUGGAUGGAACAUAUGUUCUAGUUGCCAUACCGGAUCCUUGAAAAAUGGUGUUCGAGACAAACUCAUUUUGCCAUGUUUACAUUCCAAUAAUAUCUAUAUUGUUGAUACGGGUAAAAAUCCAAGAAAGCCUGAAAUCGUUAAAGUUGUAGAAGGAAAAUCAAUGCUUAAACAUGAUGUUAGUACACCUCAUACGACUCAUUGCCUUGCUUCUGGAGAAGUUAUGAUUUCUACAUUAGGAGACAGAAAUGACGGAAAUAAAGGAGAUUUCUUUUUGUUAGAUGGCAAAACGUUUGAUGUUAAAGGAACUUGGACUAAAGGCGAGAAAAAAGCGUCGUUUGGAUAUGAUUUUUGGUAUCAACCUUAUUGGGAUACAAUGGUUUCUACUGAAUGGGGUACUCCAAAAGUGUUCAAAAGGGGAUUUAGAAAAGAAGAUCCUGGAAACCCUAUGGUGUACGGAACCAGUUUAAAUAUAUAUUCAUGGUCAGAAAGAAAACUAAAACAAGUAAUUAAUCUUGGCACAGAAGGAACAGCACCAUUAGAAGUGAGAUUUCUACAUAAUCCUAAAGCUGAUGAAGGAUUUGUAGGAUGCGCCAUUUACUCAAAUGUGUAUAGAUUCUUUAGAAAGUCUGACAAUACAUGGGGUACUGAGAAAGUGAUUAGCAUACCACCUAAAAAAGUUGAGGGAUGGGUUGCUCCCGUUAUAACUGGUAUCAUAUCAGAUAUUUUAAUUUCACUCGAUGAUAAAUAUCUAUACAUUAACAACUGGCUCCAAGGAGAUGUCCGCCAAUAUGAUAUUACAGACACAAGAAAUCCGAAAUUAACUGGCAAAGUUCAGCUUGGAGGAGUUAUUGUUAAAGGAUCAGGUGUUAAGCUUAUUGAUGAUGAAGAAUUUCCUGAACAGCCUGAGCCUACGAUAGUAAAAGGCCGGCGCCUAUUCGGAGGACCACAAAUGCUCCAACUUUCUUUAGAUGGCAAAAGAUUGUAUGUCAGUACAAGUUUAUACUCGAUUUGGGAUAAACAAUUUUAUCCUGAAAUGGUUAAGAAUGGUGGCACCAUGGUGAAAAUAGAUUGUUUGGAAGGAGGUGGCAUGAAAUUGGAUGAAAACUUCUUGGUUGAUUUUGGAAAAGAACCUAACGGUCCGGUUUUGGCGCAUGAAAUGAGGUAUCCUGGGGGAGAUUGCACUUCCGACAUUUGGUUAGCUAAAGAUUAAGGACCA